This is a messenger RNA of Cylas formicarius (sweet potato weevil), 380 nucleotides long. RefSeq names its product LYR motif-containing protein 2. The coding region runs from base 117 to 365 and encodes 82 amino acids. Gene Ontology annotation, cellular component: mitochondrion. The record is from RefSeq and is a predicted model, not a curated record. NCBI's taxonomy places the organism in Eukaryota, Metazoa, Arthropoda, Insecta, Coleoptera, Brentidae. The transcript is spliced from 2 exons.
CGUUAAACACGAAAAAAAUAUAAUCACGGUUUUGGCCGUUUAUCAAGAAAGAAGAAGAACCUCAUCUAAUCACAUAAGUAUAAAAUAGCUUAUCAUUUAAUGAUACAUGUAAACCAAUGAAUAAGCCUGUUUUAAGUCUCCAGCAGUUUAUAUUAAAACAAGAGGUAAAAAAACUUUAUAGGAAUAUCUUUAGAGCAAUAAAAAAUGUUGCUGAUAAACAUUAUCAAGAAGAAUUAAAGCAGUGGGCCAGACGAGAUUUCAGAACAAAUUCUCAUCAUAGGGAUGAAGUUGUUAUUAAAAUGUACUUGCAAUAUGGUCAAAGAUGUUUAAGAGAAUUAGAAAAUAAUAUAAGCUUGUCAAAAUAAUGUGUGCCAAGAGAA